Symbiodinium sp. CCMP2456 is the source of this 1596-nucleotide messenger RNA. Lineage: Eukaryota; Dinophyceae; Suessiales; Symbiodiniaceae. The record is from the annotation of a GenBank genome assembly.
GGCGAGAUCGAACCGCCCCGAUUCCAUCAGGAGGAGGAAGAGGACCCCGAGAAGGUCCUAACCAACACUGCGAACGACCUCGUCAGCCAAGGUUUAAAAGAUGUCAAGAUACAGAAGAUCGGGAGCUUCAAGGCGCCGCAGGGCAUGGGCAACAUGCCCGCGGAUCUCACCAAAAGUGGUCGAGAACUGCUGCGGGGAAUCCCUCUUCGCAGGACGCUGCAGCACGGAGGCAAGUUGUGGAGGUACAAGCCGACGGACCUAGACCUGCUAGAACGCGAGAAGCUGUACUCCUACUCCCAAGAAGUUCCAGAACUGGACAUGUUCAUCUCGCACACAUGGUCGACGCCCGGACGGUGGAAGUUCGUUUCCUUGCUCCUGAGAUUCGGUUGGCGGCCCAUGCUUACCGCUUGGGCCAUCGGCACCUUCACCACUGCAGCCCUGUGCCUGAUGGGUGUUUUGCCAUUGUCAUACAGAGUCGAUGCUGUGGUAAUUGGAGAUGGCUCUCCGGUGAACGUGGGCACCUGGCUCAUUUCGGCCGGCUUCGUCUCGUCCAUGAUCGGCUUGAUCGUGUCUCCAUAUCUACCUUCCCGAAGGUCAGAUAUGGCCUUCGUCGACUGCACCUGCGUACAUCAAGUUGACCAGGUCCUAAUGCAGCAAGGCAUCAACAACAUCGGAGGAUUUCUCGCUGCAUCAAAGGAGCUUCGCGUACUGUGGAGCUCCACCUACCUGUCGAGGCUGUGGUGUGUCUUCGAAUUGGCAGCCUACCGCAAAGUGAACCCCACCGGGAAGAUUACCCUCUCACCUCUGUUCAUCGAACGCAUCACCCUUCAGAUUUUCCUUUGGCUGGAGGCUUUGACAUCUGGGUUUUGGUAUUCCAGGCUCGUUGGAUCGGGUCGCAUGGAACUGUCUGGCUUCGUGCUCUUCGCACUGCUGGUCAUGGGUUGCCUUGCAAUUCCCUUGAUACACUCAUUGCGGCACAGCUACCUUUCGAAAAAGAUCCUGAUUUCCAGCCUGGACACUUUCGAUGUGAGAAAUGUGGAGUGCCUCGUUGACUCUGACAGAGUACGGAUCCAUGCAGCCAUUGUGAGUUGGUAUGGCAGCUUAGACGCCUUCUCCGAGUAUGUGCGCGGCCCGUUCCGUGAGGACGUCCUUGGUCCUCUGCGCACCCCCGGCAGCAUCCCCUUCGGCUAUAUCUGCGUUUUGGCCACGCCGCUCAUCAGUCUUUGCCUAGAGGGGCUGCUUGCCUUGCUGACGAACGAGGGUGUGCCUGCGCAGAAUAUCCUCGCAUACAGCUUGAGCACGGUCCUGGCCUUGCCUGUGUUCUGGGUACCUGCUUUGUUGGUUUUGCUGGUCUUCGUCUGUGAGCGCUGCGCGACACGAAGACCGAGCAGGUGGCAGCACUACCUCCUUACCAUGGUGAUCGUCCUGAUGGCGUGGUUUACAUUCAUGCUCGGGUCUCUCUGCGCCAUUGGGUCCAGCCAACACAGCAUCGAGAUGGUCUUGGUGUGGACGGCUGCAUCGGUUCUGUUCUCUUGCUGUACCUGGCGCUACUGCUGGAAAUGGAAGAGGGUCGGCCAUGCGGACACUUCAGAGUGA